GUAGCGGACUCUAAAAACUUUAAAAGGGCCAUCAACGAAGGCACAGGCCUAACGACUGACUACUUAUCUAUCUUCGGUUGGGACCUGAUGCACGAGAUGGUGGCAAUGCUCAACAUGACGAUCAACGUGACGAUCACGAACGACUGGGGGCGAGUGCCAACGGGUGUGGUGCCAGACAAGGGCCUCCUCGGGUUGCACGCACAUCACCAGAUAGAACUGGCUGGGACGGGCUUCAGCCAUAUCAUCGAGCCCGUGAGGCUCAAAUACCUGCACUUCACGAACUUCUACAGCCCGGCCGGUGGGGUGCUGGUGUUCCGGGCGCCGCCCCUGUCGUACGAGAACAACGUGUUUACGCUGCCCUUCCCGCUGUCGCUGUGGGAGACGUCGCUGGGCAUGGUGGGGCUGUGCACCCUGCUGCUCGUCGUCGUGAUGCACGCCGAGCGCAUCAACAUGCACCAGGGCCAGGGCGACCACGCGCUGCACUCGAGCAGCGACGCCCUCCUGCUCGCCAUCGCCGCCGUGUGCCAGCAGGGUGCGUCCCUGGUCUGUCCCAAAGGAUAAC
Frankliniella occidentalis (western flower thrips) is the source of this 562-nucleotide messenger RNA. RefSeq lists its product as uncharacterized. The record is from RefSeq and is a predicted model, not a curated record. NCBI's taxonomy places the organism in Eukaryota, Metazoa, Arthropoda, Insecta, Thysanoptera, Thripidae. The annotation marks the transcript as partial. The transcript is spliced from 4 exons.